This is a messenger RNA of Clarias gariepinus (North African catfish), 569 nucleotides long. It is a transcript of the gene rnf224, whose product is annotated as ring finger protein 224. NCBI's taxonomy places the organism in Eukaryota, Metazoa, Chordata, Actinopteri, Siluriformes, Clariidae. The transcript is spliced from 3 exons. The record is from RefSeq and is a predicted model, not a curated record. The coding region runs from base 78 to 569 and encodes 163 amino acids.
GACCCGCGUCCAUGCUGAAAUGCACGGCUCUGUGACACCGGCACUGGAACUGAAAACAGUCUUUACAUCCUGACAGGAUGAUGGAGGAUGUAGUCGCCGUGUCCGACGCUCCAGCUGAGGAGAAUGAGGUCUCAGCUGCCCAGUCCUCUAGAGACAGUCGGAAGCUUGACUGCAUCAUCUGUUACAGCGCCUAUAACCUGGUCGAAAGGCUUCCACGCAAGCUCUACUGCGGCCACACAUUCUGUCAGGACUGCCUGAGACGACUGGAUACGGUCAUUAACGAGCAGUUGUGGAUCCCUUGUCCUCAAUGUCGUCAAAACACUCCUGUACCUCGAGGAGGUGCCGUCGGUCUGGACCUGGACCUGGCUGCGUUCUUGGGUGUAAAAGCUGAGGUGGAGAACCAGCGAAGCAGCCCACAGAAAACCCCCCUGGAGACCAAGCUGUCAUUUAUUAAGCAGCCGAUCACAGAUCAGCCUCCAUCCGCUUGGCCCAACAUGGCGCUGACUGAGCCACGCUUCCACACCAGCCCCUGCUGUAGACAUUGCCGGUUCUGCUGCUGGUGGUGUUAG